Messenger RNA from Marmota monax (woodchuck), 10631 nucleotides. RefSeq names its product ETS transcription factor ELK4 (gene Elk4). NCBI's taxonomy places the organism in Eukaryota, Metazoa, Chordata, Mammalia, Rodentia, Sciuridae. Bases 981 to 2279 code for a protein of 432 amino acids. Gene Ontology annotation, biological process: regulation of transcription by RNA polymerase II; cell differentiation. The record is from RefSeq and is a predicted model, not a curated record. Gene Ontology annotation, cellular component: nucleus. The transcript has 5 exons. Gene Ontology annotation, molecular function: sequence-specific DNA binding; DNA-binding transcription factor activity, RNA polymerase II-specific.
AAAUUUUGUUUUAGAUGAACACAGUACCUUUAUUUUGUUUAUUUUUGUAUGUGGUGCUGAGAAUUGAACCCAGUGCCUCACAUGUGCUAGGCAAGAGCUCUACCACUAAGCUUCAACUCCAGCCCUGGAGAUACUUUUAAUGGUCUCAGUGGGACAGGGGAUGCUAUUGGCAUUUAGUGGAUAGAGACAAGAGAUGCAGCUAAAAUCUAGCACAUGAGACAAUACCCCCAAACAAAGAAUGAUCUGGCCCCAAAUAUCGGUAAUGCUAAAAUUGAGAAACUGGCCUCGAAACUGGCCUCAAAACAGAUAUCGGGGGAUUUUUUUCUUUCAGUUUGUCUUGUUAAUUAAAUAAAGGUUGCUAAUCAAAUAAAAGGAUAAUCUAUGCAGAUGGAAUCUCUAUAGAUAGAUAGAACUGUAACAGAACUUGUAAAUUAGGGAACAUUUUAUUGAAUUCUCAGUGCUGCCAAUUAUAUGUAAAUUGCAUUUAUGAUAAUGGAUACUAUUUGGAGGAGAAGUAUCAGUUGGAGCAAAAGAAUCUAGCUCUUACUUUUCACCUUACUUUCACCUGUACCUCAGCUCCCGGCCUGCUCUGGACAUACAACUUAGUAAAUAAUCAAACUAGAUAGAGGUUGAGAUAGAUGGUGGUCCUCUGAGAGACCAUGAUAGUGAAACUGUAGGGAAAACUUUUUUUUUUUUUUUUUUAUGGUGCUGGGGAUUUGAUCCCAGGGCCUUGUGCAUAUGAGGCAAGCACUCUACCAACUGAGCUAUAUCCCUAGCCCCAAAUUCUUAAUAACAUAUACUCUUAUGGCUGGCAAUCUUCAGUCUGCUCCCAAAAUUUACAGAACUAGCUUUAUUCUCCUUACAAGUUGCUUCUGAAGCUGUAUGGCAUACUUUGGACUCUGGAUUCAGAUCAUCUGGGCUUAAAUCUCAACUUUGCCAUUUGCUUUGUGACCUUGGACAGACUGGACAAGCCCACUGCUAUGGACAGUGCCAUCACCCUGUGGCAGUUCCUUCUUCAGCUCCUGCAGGAGCCUCAGAAUGAGCACAUGAUCUGCUGGACCUCUAACAAUGGGGAGUUCAAGCUUUUGCAGGCAGAAGAGGUUGCUCGUCUCUGGGGAAUUCGCAAGAACAAGCCUAACAUGAAUUAUGACAAACUCAGCCGAGCCCUCAGAUACUAUUAUGUAAAGAAUAUCAUCAAAAAAGUGAAUGGUCAGAAGUUUGUGUACAAGUUUGUCUCUUACCCAGAGAUUUUGAAAAUGGAUCCAAUGACAGUGGGUAGGAUUGAGGGAGACUAUGAAACUUUAAACUCCAGUGAAGUCAGCAACAAUUCCAAAGAUGUGGAGAAUGGAGGGAAAGAGAAACCACCUCAGCCUGGUGCCAAGACCUCUAGUCGCAAUGAUUACAUACACUCUGGCUUGUAUUCUUCAUUUACUCUCAACUCUUUGAACACCUCCAAUAAGAAGCUUUUCAAGUCAAUAAAGAUGGAGAAUCCUGCUGAGAAACUGGCAGAGAAAAAAUCUCCUCAGGAGCCAACACCAUCUGUCAUCAAAUUUGUGACAACACCUUCUAAGAAGCCUCCCAUUGAACCUGUUGCUGUCACCAUUUCAACUGGCUCAAGUAUUUCCCCGUCUUCUGAUGAAACUAUCCAAGCAUUGGAGACAUUGGUUUCCCCUAAACUGCCUUCCCUGGAAUCCCCAACUUCUGCAUCCAGCGUAGCUACCAUUUUUACCCCUACACCUCCUGUUCCGUCCAUUCCCCCUUCUUUGAAGGAGCUUCCUAGGACACUUUCUCCACCGCUGGGCUCCAACCCAGACAUCGACACAGACAUUGAUUCAGUGGCUUCUCAGCCAAUGGAACUUCCAGAGAACUUGUCACUGGAUCCUAAAAAUGAAGAUUCAGCUUUGCCAGAAAAGGACAAAACAAAUAAUUCAUCAAGAUCCAAGAAACCCAAAGGGUUAGAACUGGCUCCUACCCUUGUGAUUACAGGCAGUGACCCAAGCCCACUGGGGAUAUUAAGCCCAUCUCUCCCUACAGCUUCUCUUACACCAGCACUUUUUUCACAGACACCCAUCUUGUUGACUCCAAGCCCCUUGCUCUCCAGUAUCCACUUUUGGAGUACUCUCAGCCCUGUGGCUCCCCUGAGUCCAGCCAGACUGCAAGGUGCUAACACGCUUUUCCAGUUUCCUUCUGUACUGAACAGUCAUGGGCCGUUCACUCUUUCUGGCCUGGAUGGACCUUCUACUCCUGGCCCAUUUUCCCCAGACCUGCAGAAGACAUAACCUACGCACUUGUGAAGUGAGAGAACCAAGGAACAAAGAAAUAGACACUUGGCAUGAUUGCGUUUGAAGUGAGAGAUCCAUAGUUCUACAAUGCUGAUAAUAUACAAUUGUGAUUUUUGUCAUUUCCCACUGAAAUACCUUUUUAGGAUUCCCUCCCAAUAGGACUCAAUUUGGAUUAUAGGUAAAAAUGCCUUAAUUGGAGUCAAACCUCCCACUCUCUUCUUUUUUUCUUUUAUAUUUUGAGCUUUGUGUUAAAGUAAUUUUGGUGGGGUUUAGCAGCAAUGCUUUGCAAGAGUGGUUAAGAAUAGAGUUAACUUCUGGCCAUUGGGACCCAUUGACCAGGGGGAAAAAUUAAAGAAAUGUUAGUUAAAUGAAAUUGGCCAUAUCUUUAGGACUAAGUGUGCUCUGUUGAAUGAGUAAAUGUGAGUUUUUUAAAGCAGUGGGAGAAAAAGAACCAUUCCUCUUCAUACACAGUAAGAUUGGUGCAGUACUACUGAGGAGAUUUUGUUUUGUGCGAACUGCAACAUGUAUAAGCAACUCCAAAGAAAGGCAUCUUAUUUCCAUUUAUUCUGGGUGGGUCUCUUAGCUACAUGCAUGGUCUUCUCUGGACCUGUCAACAGGGCUUAGAGCUAGUCUAUUUCAACAUAAGAUAUUCAACUUAGGGUAUAAGAUGGUUUUUAGAACAUUCAGUGAGACUGUGGGACACCCCCCCCCCCCCAUACACACACACAUCUAGCACAGUAACGUCUUCUCUCUAAACAGUGAUUCCAUACCCAUAGAAUACAGCAUGGCACACGAUGACUUCUAGGAGGGUGGACUUGGGUUUUGAAAAUUGGACGCAUCUCUAAAUUAAAGGUUUGAUUACCUUGAAGCAACACAUGGGGCUCUUCCCAGUUAGAAGAGAGCCAAAGAGAAAGAAUCUUGCUCCUUCCUAUCUGGUUUACCCCAUUUCCUGCUGUAUAUUUAGCAUCUUUCCUUUUAAAUCAGAGGUUAUUAGGGGUUGUGACAGUGUUCGGAUGUAAUUAGGAAGGUAGACUGCAAAGAGAAGCCUUCUAAUCAGUAGUGAGACAAAGAUGUGCUUGUUUCUUUCAGUUUCUCUCUCUCUCUUUAGGGAAGAACAGAUUUCAUUUGGCAAUGCUCAGACAUAGUGAUUGCAUUGUUAGACCUUCAUCUCUAUAUUAUAAGAUUUAUAAAAUAUUACCUUAGGUAAGUCAAUGCCAGGUGUGGACAGCUAGCUUGAUUCCCAGACUGAGUUAUACCAGUAUCACAGUGGAAUCUUUUGAGAAGUUUGGCUUUAAAGUCCAGGACUAAAUUAACAUGCUUCCACAACUACUGUGCCCAUUAAACAAACUAGUCUCUUAACCUUGUAGUUGAAUCAUGGGAACUAAGUGGAAUGAAGGAGUAAGACUUGAGGGCUCAACAUGAUACUGUUACAAGCCAGCAUCUUCCAGAUGCACAUUAUUUGCUUUAAGUUUUAUUUACAUACCGUGUAGAAAAGCUUUUGUGUAACAUACUGUGCUGUCUCAUUAGCAGUGGAAGGAAAGUCCUCGAUGAGCUGCCUCUGAAGGUGUGUGUUGGGGACCUGUUACUACUUUGUUGGUUGUUACCAGCUGAACGUUCUGUUCCUGAGAUGUGCAAUAGUAGUGUUGAAAGGUAGUGGUCAGUAGUGAUGGGAACAGACAUUGGACUUUCUUCCCAUAUUGAAUUAUUUAGCUUUCAUACCUGUUUUAAAUUAGAUCCCUGAGCAGCUCUUUGGAAUAGUUUUAUUAGGCUAACAUUUUGUAUAGUAAUUAAAUAUUGAUGGUUGGUUUAAAUAGAUGUUUUAAAUUCUGAAAGCACAAAAGUAUUUUUUUUUUUAAUCUUUGAGUUAAAGGAGAAAAGCCAUUGGUUUAUUUUCACAGAUGAUAUAUUUGAUAAUUUUCUGUCUCAGCACAAAGGUACCUUAGCACCAUUAAAACUCAAGGCAUUUCCCUAGGAAGCUGUUUUAACAUCAGGUCUCCUUUGCUUAAGUCUGUCGCCAAAGCCUCUGAGAGGCAUGAGGCCUUAGGAGGUAGAUGGUGCUCUGCUUUCUCUUUGAGAUCAACUAAGUUGGGGAAGCGCUUGCGUGCAUGAGUGUGUGUGUGUCUGUGUCCAUGUCUGUGUGUCCUUUUUCAAGUCAAGUUUCACAACCUUAGCAAGUGUGUGAGGCUCUGAGACAGCCUCCCUCCUGGAAAAGUCUAAGAACAAUUCUUAGCAUCAAAAACAUACCACGUGGGGCGGGGGUUGUGGCUCAGAGGUAGAAUGCUUGCCCAGCAUGUGUGAGGCACUAGGUUUAAUCCUCAACACCACAUAAAAAUAAAUAAACAAAAUAAAAAUAUUGUGUCCAUCUACAACUAAAACAAAUAUCAAAAAACAAAACAAAACAAACAUAUGACUUGAGUAUUCACUGGGGAGACGUGUUUCGUGGCUGCAGCUGGUAUCUCAGUAGUCACUUUGUUAGGAUAAUUGCUGGUGGGCAACGGUAGCCUAAGUCAAAGGAGAGAAGCAGGCUGCCAGGGCCUUGGGAUGUCCUCUGUGAUCACUUCUGCUCUAGUCAUCUGCUGGAAAAUGUUUAGCAGCCAGAAUCUCUGAGGUGGCCAGGGGAACCCCUGAAUUUAUGGAAUUUAUCAAUUUUCUUGAUGUAUAUUACUCCACUGGGGCUGAUUUUAAGCCACUGCCAUGGAAUUGAGAAGGGAUAUUCAUAGUUGAUGCAGAGUCAGUGCCAACAAACCACUGCAUUUAUUCCACCCCUGGGUGGAUUUUCACGUUUAAAAUAAUUUUUAAUUAUAUGCUGAUUUGUAAAAUUACCAAAUUAAAAUCUCAUGUCUUGACUUCAGUAACUUUUUUCCUCUGACACUACCGAUUGAACCCAAGGGCCUUCUACCUCUGAGCUGUAUCUCCAGCCCUUUUUAUUUUUUACUUUGAGACAAGGUCUUGUUAAGUUGCCCAGGCUGCCCUCAAACUUGACGUCCUCCUGCCUCAGCUUCCCGAGUCACUGGGAUAACAAGUAUGCACCACUGUUUAAAUCUUUUUUUUUCCUCUCACAGUUUAUCACAGUGCUUUUGUGAUGUUGUCUUUCUCAUGGCAUACUUUGUAUGUUUGAACAAAGGGAAAACUUUCUUUUAAAAAAAAAAAGUUUAUACAUAAUUGAAGAAUCUAAGAGAUUCUCCAAAGGUCAACCAUAAGUUCUUAUCUUUGAAAUCUAGGAUAUUUCCCCCCCACAUUUUGGCAAUUAAAAUCUAGGUGUAAUUUUUUUUUCAAAUUUUGGUGUGGAGCCAGGUGUGAUAGCACACACUGUAAUCCCAGCAGAUGGGGAGGCUGAGACAAGAAGAUCAAGAGUUCAGAGCCAGUCUCAGCAAUUUAGCAAGGUCCUAAGCAACUUGGCGAGAUUCUGUCUCUAAACAAAAUAUGAGAAAGGGGGAUGUGGCUCAGUAGUUAGGUGCCCCUGGGUUCAAUCCCCGGUAUCAAAAAAAAAUUUUUUUUUUUUUUUUUUUUUUUGGUGGGGAAAGUAAGCCAUGAGGCUACUGAAUUCCUUCCUUCCUUCCUUUUUUUAAUAAUGGGGGAAAUUCCUUGAAGAUUUAUUUGCAUGCUAUAUUAGAGAUCAAAAAAGGCAUUGACUGGCUGUUAAAUCUGAGACUUGGAAUUCUGGAGCUGUAACUCCAGGCUAUUUAUGGUAUCACCGCAGUCCUAUUCCCACCAACAUUGGGCAAUGUCUACUCUGGUAGCAUUGUUUCAUUCUGAUUUUAGAAUUUGUAUUAUAAUUCCAAAGUUCUAAAAGGUAACUUUAUGUUUCUAUCGAUUUAAGACACUCAGUGGUAUUUCAGAAAAGUGUUCUCUACCACUGAACUACAUCCUCAGUCCUUUUUAAAUUUUAAAACAGGGUCUCACUAAGUUGCUGAGGCUGGCCUUAAAUUUAUGAUCUUCCUGCCUCAACCUCCCAACUGCACAUUGGGAUUACAGAUAUGUGCCACCAUGCCCCAGCAGUCUCUAAUCAUUUUUAACACACCCCUCAUCAGUAAAUUUUUGAAAACAGAAACUUUCCCUAUGAAAAACUCUCAUGUGUUUCUGUUGUUAUAUACCACUACACUAAAGUAACAUGUAUGCUAUAAAAUAUACGUAAAACUAGAGAAUUUUAGACUUGCAAAUUUUCAGGAGAACUUGUCAUAAGCUUUUGAAAUUUCACAUUAAUUUUUUUCACAGUUGCCAAAUAACAUCGAUUACCAAAUGUUUUCCAGAGCGUCAUGCAUAUUAUUUCUGACAGCUUGUUAUCUCUUUCAUCUUUGUAUCAAGUGUGCUUAAAAACUUCUUUUGUUCUUGUGUUAUAUUUUACUAACAUUCAGAUUUCUUUAUGCUAAGAUAUAUAACAAUUUCCACUUUCUUUCUGUAUUAAUAAAUGUGUGUGUGUGUGUGUGUGUGUGUGUGUGAGAGAGAGAGAGAGAGAGAGAGAGGAGAGAGAGAGCGCCCAUGAGGGAGAAAGAGAGAUAUAGCAUCUGAAGGAAUUCUUUUCUUGAUGGGUCUGUUCUGCUUAUUGCUUUAUUUACUAUAUAUGUUUUAUUUAUCCCCAGAAAUCUAGAAUUGUGCUGAAGUGCCCUUCUAAGGUGUAGAAACAAUUGUGGAGAUAAUGCAGGUUGCUGGGCAAAAACUUGGGGCUCUGAAUGAACCACCAAACCCAAUCUGAGGAUGUGAUAGAAUAUAGUAUUUCUAAACUGGAAUCAGGCUGUUAAUGUCCAGGCCACAGUAGUUUGAAUGAAGUGAAGGUCAACCAUGAUUGUCUUUCUUCAGCAGGUGCUCUGACCAGAGAAGCAUUCUGUGGAAAGUAUUUUAAUUAUUUUUUUGGUCUGGGAUCAACAAAUAAAUGUUUUGUUUUUGUUAUCAAUGCUGGCAUUGCCUGAAACAGGUGCCCUGUUUUAACAUGAGAACCAUCCUCACUGAAGGAAAAAGUUUUAAUCUUGGAGUCUAGAAUUCUUCACAGAGUGGUGGUGGUGGUGGUACUGUAUUAAGCAAGAACAGGAGGUGCUUGAUUUCACUUCUCAUUCUUGGUAGAACCUGCCACUAUCAAAGUUGUGUUUUGACUAUAAUAAACACAGCAGAUCUGAGAGGUGAAUUGGUGGUGGUGGUGGUGGUGUAAGUGGCUUACCAGUGCUCCAUCUGAAGCUGCCAGGGUCUUCUAGCUGCUUUUCUGAACAGAGAGAUACCUGGAUAGCCUGCCAAAGAGCAGCCAUUUUGAGAAUGCUGCCGUUCAUACUUAGCCAUUGUGAAAGAUGGAAACCUGGAGGUUUGUGCGAGAGGGGAAAUGUUGACUUUAAACUUCCUACAGAAGCCAGGAAAUUCAAGCUGCUGUUGUCAUUAUUUUAUUUUAUAUUGCAGUGCUGGGGAUCACGUAGGCCUUGUACCACAGAACUAGACUCCCAGCCCCACAUAAUUUUAAAUGAAACCUCUUACUAGGACAUUCACGAAGGACACAAACAUAGUAAGUCUCUUGAAUGCUAAAUUUUUGUGUGUAAUACACAUCAGGGAGUUUUAUGAGAUUUAAAACUUUACUUUGAAAUAUUUAAUUGGGAGACUAGAAUAUUCUUUCUAAAUCAUUCUGAUUUAUUGGCUAAGUACAUGUAUGUGUAUGUAUAUACUGAUGUAUGGACUGAGAGAGUGUGUGUAUAAAUCUGUUUUUCACAGGGAUUAUAUAUUAUCCUCUAAACUAGGAUGGCUCCUAGUUUAUUUUAUACUAAAACUCAAAAAAAAAAAAAAACAAAAAACAAUUUGCUGCACUUUGCAGUUGCUACUUUUUAAAGAUUAAUGUCUUGCACAUUUCAGUUUUUAAAUAUACAGAAUUGUGGGCCUUAAAGACUAAUUGCUUGCUAACAUUUUAGAAAUACCGCACUGAAAUAUGUUGUACUCGAAACAAGGUCAUCUUAAACUCUUCCCUUAUGUUCAUAUAUUAUUGAGCUAAUAAGGAUGUCUUGUCUUAAAAUUUCUACAUUUCUGUUUGCUUUUGUGAAAAUUUUUAUUUGACUUGGUUGUUAAGUUUCUCAGAAAGGAGAUUUAUAUUAGAAGUACUGUGUCUACCAUACAGAGAAUUCAACCAUGGAUUGAUAUAAAAAGUGGAGGAAUUCUAGCUUUGUGCUUAAUUUACCCCAUUUAAACUGUACACAAACAGCAUUAACAGAACUGCAAAGGAGGGCUUCUGAGUUGAAUGGUCUCAUUCCCAUCUCAUAAAGGCCCGCUCUGGUUCUCUCUCUUCCAAGGAUUAUGAGCCAUGCUCAGACAGGCCUGGGAUCUCCUGGAUGGGGUAGGGAUGGAGUGGAAUGCCCUGUGGCUGGCCCAGAGUUCUAGCCAAUAGAACCAUUCAGAUCUGCCUGGCAUUCAUGGUGGGAAUAUACCAUAUUAAAUCACUUCGCACUUUCUUGGGCACCAUUAUUAGCACUGUUUUUGUUUUUAAUAACUGGAAGCACUUAAUGAUUAUUUUGUUUAAUUUCAGCUUAGUAUAUUAGGGGUCAUGGGAGUAAGGUUUAUUUCUCAUUUACUUUGUGGGGGAAACUUAGGAGUGUUUGGGGAAGGGAUAAAAGACUACCUAGUGAGCCAUUCUUCUAGGUUGUGUAAGGUAGGCUCUUUGGGUUAGGAUGUUUUAAAGUAAUUUGCAAGCUUUUAAUGUACUCUAUGAUUUUUAAAAGAUGUGCAGUUGCUAGAUUAUACUUAAAUAUGAAAAAAAUCCAACUAUAAGUUUUUUGUUUUGUUUUGUUCAUGUUCACUCGUUUUCUUGUCUGUCAUGUAGAGGACAUAGUCCCUUCUAAGACAUUUCUUUUUUUGUUUGUAUUUUGUGGCAGUAUUACCAGUGGCCUUUGUGUGUACAUUCAUUGCUUGCAUUCAUUGUUUAUAUGAUAGAGAAACAUAUUUUAUAAACUUCCCUGUUCAGUAUUAGUGAAAUUAACUAAGAUGCAUCUAUGUAAAGAUAAAAAAGAAAUUAAUACAAUUAACUUCUGAUCAUUGGGGGCCUAUUUAUUCUGUUUGGCUCCUACUCUUUUCUAGUCAUAGUCAUGUAUUUCUUCACUUUGCCUUCUAACAGUUUCAUUUAUCUUUGUGGAGUAGGGAAGAUUUAAAUACGAAUUUCAGUUCAUUUUGCUACUGGAUAGCUUUGUUUAGAGGCAAAUAAAAUUUUGUUCAAAAUUAAUUUCUUAGAAUUAUGCCCUUUAUUCACCAGAUAAUCAGAUUGGCUUAAGAAAAGAAGAAGUAUGUAUAACUUUGCUUUUCUUUUGUGCCUGGGUCUGGUAUGUUGCCCAGGCCGGCUUUGAACUCCUAGACUCAAGCAGUCCUGCCUCAGCCCUGUUGAGUAGCUGGAACUACAGGUAUUACACCUGACUUAACUUUGCAUUUUGAAGAACAAACUAAUAAUUUUCCAUGGGCCCUACUGGAUCUUAAAAAGAAAAAGAUAUCUGAGAGACAACUAAGGAUCAAUGGGAGUUAACCGUAGGUUAGAUUCUUUAAAUUUCAUACUCUGGGUGGUUUAGAGUUGAAACUGGUUUGUGGACUAUAAAAUAUGGCCAGCAUUUAAAAAUUAAAUGAUAUUAAAUAACAAACUCUAUUAGAUAUAGUACAAGUGCACAACUACCCAGAAUGAGUAAUUUAAGGUAUUACUAAUAACUUAUGUUAAUUAAUUUCAGUUUAACUUACAUUAGGGAGACGUUCAGAGUAUUAAAAUCACCUUUUUUUCCUUCUUCCUUAAAAGGCAGUUAAAGUGGUAACUGCUAGUGGUUAUGAAAAUUCACAUUAAUUGUUGGUGAAGCCGAUAGAAACUGCCUUGUCAUCUAGCCAGCAGCAGGGUUUACCUGGUGAACAAAGGCAUGUUGUUCAGGGUUGAUUAGGGUGAUUGUAUCUCGAGUCUGGAAUUCUGUCUCUGUGCACAAAGAAACUUUAUGCAGAGUUUAGGUGGGUAAAGAAAGGGAUAUGCAAGCACUUUGAGGGCUUUAUAAUAUGCUGCUUUUAAGAUUAAAAAAAAAAAAAAACAAUUAAUACUCGGUGCAUUUCCACACAUUGUAAGGGGUUGCUCUGAGUAACCAACCAGGUGGUCAUUUUUUCUAUCACCUCCCAUGUUUUAUGCAAAAAUUUUGUUAAAUUGUAUAAUGGUGGUAUGUAUCUUUUAAGAAAGAUGAUACAUUUUUAAACUAUUUUGUGUAAGAACUGACAGAGGAAUUUGCUUUGUAUAAUGCAAGCUGGCUUUAAGAAAGCACUGUAGCAAAUUUACUACAAGUCCAAAAUUAUACAGAUAUAUUAGUAGAUAUGUGUGCAACUAGAUAUGGACAACAGUUGUAUUUUUUUAAAUAAAUAUUUUUAACAAAAUAA